Molecule: messenger RNA, 3468 nt
Organism: Colletotrichum orchidophilum
Lineage: Eukaryota; Fungi; Ascomycota; Sordariomycetes; Glomerellales; Glomerellaceae
Exons: 3
Coding region: 1-3468 (1155 amino acids)
Source: RefSeq, a predicted model, not a curated record
AUGGGCAAUGCACAGUCUACCGAGUCGCUUCAUGAUUCACAUGUGCAAGGCGGCAGCAGCAGCAAAAAAUCACCUCACAAACUGUCGAAACCUAGAGUCGGCAACCAUGCCUCUCCAACUCCCCAAUUACCAACCCCCAGCCAACUAAGCAUACAUCGUGCUGCAUCCGCUAGCCUGCCACCUUCUCGAUCGAAUUCGCGACUUUUACCUCAGCAAACCUCGCCUGCACCGUCACCAAUUUCGGCACCCAGCGGAUCCCAGUUUGGUGCAAUAGGCCGAGCACCCAGCACUUCUUCCAUGGCGGAACCAGAGGUCAAGCCUGCCAGGGAUUGGAAGCGCAGAGCGAGCUUGUUCCGAUCCAAAAGCUCUCUAGAGCCGAGGAAACAGAACCGGAGAGAGAGCAUGUUGCUGAGCCCGCCUGUUCCAGACAGAAUGUCGAGGGCAAACUCAAUGACCUGGGAGAGCCAGCAAGAAAUGGACACUUCCAGGCAAUUGCAGGUUGAAAGUUGGCAUGUUCCCGGAAAUCGCCAGUCGAUCAAUUACAAUCUCAUGUCAUACGAGUCGAGGAGACUACUCAAUCUCAACGAAGAUAUUACCGCAUGCGAAGAGAACUCCAUGGUAUCUGAGAGCAAGUUCGAAGUGUCACCGAAUACUUGGAAAAGUUCACAUCCGCACCAACCAUCCGUUGCGCAAUCUUUUAGCACACAGCUACCCCGAGCCAACUCGGACCUGGCAUUAUAUGCACCCGUACGACGACGUUCCAUGAUCCAAACCCCAGGUCUAGCGACCCGAAUGCCCUCAGAAUACCCUUCGUCUAGACGGUCGAGCGUGCGACACAGUAUGCCUACCACGCCAGCGGGAGGGCGAUCGCGAAUGAACUCGUUGUCAAUUGACUCGAGCGCAUAUCCGAUCCCGACGUUGGAAGAAUACGUCGCUGAGAGAUUCGCCUCGGAGCCCGAGUAUCUGUGCGAACCAGUGGUAGAGCCUGUCGAAAGGGCCUUAACCCCAUCUGACAUGGACUACCGGCCGCUUGGGGCCAUGAAGUUUGGCUCGCUGCGAAUUACGAAUGGAGAAGCCAGCCCUCUUCCAAGCCCUGACUUUGAACCAGCGUUUCAACCCGGUAUGAUGGAACAGUCUCAGAUGGUUGCUAUUGAGGAGUAUUUCAGUCACGAGAACGGGUCGGGCGGGGUGGGCUUUGAGAGCAAGGACAUCGAAAUCACAGUUUCGGCGGUGCAGUCCAGUGUUAUUUCGCAGACGCUCAGUCCGAUCAAGACUUCGGUCCCGAGGGCGGAAUCGCAGAGGCGUCGGUCAACUUCGCCGCCCAGUCCAGAGUUGAAAAUAUCAUCCAAACACACAGCCAUGGAAGACGACCUUUUUGCGGAAGAAGAUGAAGACGUGCAAAUGGAGUACUCGGCCGAGGUUCUGACGGUCAGAAAUGACCCGAAUGCGAAGCCAAGCCUCGAGCGACUGAAAGCGGACCAGUCUCAGAAACAUUCCAGAGCAAUUCUUCGCGCCGAUAGUGGAGUCGUUGCUAGCCCGACCACCGAGCACCAGCCCAAACCGCUCUCCAAGGCUGAUUCCGGCUACAGCUCCAAUGUCUCCCUGAGGUCCUUCCAUGUCAAGCAGCGUUCUGCAGGCAGCCGUCCAACUGGCCGUACCGCGUCGGAGGAUUCGGCCGAUGAGCUGUCAGACUCUAUUGCAUCCCCGAUUGCGGCUGUCAGCAGCGACAGCCAGCAAGUCAGUCCUAUUAAGGCUGGCAACCGCACUGUCGAUCCUUCACAAGCUCGCCCCUCCGUUACUACGCCUAUGUCUCCGAAAGACUAUUUUUUGGCCUCUCCGACUAGCAAUACAAUGAUGAUUACAUCGCCCAAGUUUUUCUUCAACCUCAGCGCCGGUCAUUCGUUCCGCAAGGAUCGAACGCCGCCGGCGUCAAAUAGCAGCGCCCAGGCGGCCGAAAAAGGACCCGCUUCUCCGGAGGUCAUUGGAUCCCCCGGUGCCAGUUCCGAAAAGCCUCAUUCUUCUUUAAGCAUCGGUAGUGGCUUGCAGAAAGCUGGCAAGCUGCAAAGAUUCCUCAGCGGCUCUGGAAUGCGAGGGCCCCCGGCUGUUCACGCAACUCAUCCUUCUGAUGAAGAGAUUCCCUCGGUACCUCAAGAUGUUCAGUCAAAGCUCGAGGAACAUUCUGGGCGGUUUCCUAUCACAACCAAGCGAUUGACACUGCGUGCGCAGGCCAGCAAGGAGACUCUCAAGACCAUUUUCAGUGUAGGAAGUUUCGAUGCUACCCAUGCCUCGGACAAGCGCGGCUCUGUGCUCCUAGCCGACACAACCCAGGUUGCGAGGGAAACGAUUGUAGAGACACCUGGACCUUCCGAGAAGCCCAAGUCACCCUACCGCCGCUCUUUCCAGACCAUGCCGGCCUCAUUCCCACAGGCCGCCGCUUCUGUCAUGCCGCGGCGCCCUAUCCACCGCAAGCCAGUACCUUCCAGCGGCGUGGGCAAGGCUGAGCUCGUUGGUGAGUCGAGAGCCGAUGAGAUCCAGGUCGGGUUCGAGUCAAGCAUCACGGCCAUUGACAAUGUCGGUGGGAGCGUCGGCAAGAGUGCUUUCGAUCAAGCUUUCAUGGCGCUCCCUCAUGAGCAGCCUGUUCAGGGCCAACAUAGCCGUACUUUGACAAUGCCGGCGCAGAUGGAGCGUGAGAUUGGCAUGCGUUUCCGUCCUACCGAGCCUUUGCCUCCGACAAGCCGCCAUUCCGACCCUGCUUCUCAGAACCUGCAGGUGUCCGAGAUGUCCGUGAAGAGGAAAACUUCACCACCAGUCAGUCUGCAUACCCGCAGCGGCACCAAGAGUCCCCGAAAACCAAUACCAGUGCGCCCCCAAUCAUCAUCAUCCAGCGAAGCGAAUCGGAGACAGAUUUUGUCGAGACAGAACAGCCGCGAGACCAUUCAUAGCUACCCAUCGACUUCGACAGGAGGCGCUUUCGACGCUCCUCUCUCUGUGCCGCCCAUCCCGCCAAUGAGCCCACGCAGGGGUAUGACGAUGCUUGAGCAGCAAUACGCCAGGCGCCGUUUGACAGUCGAGGACAAAUGGCGUCCUACCAAUGGCUCUUUUCCCGAAUUCGGCCACCCAGUCACGCGCAGCGCCUCUACCAACCCAACGGAACAUCAGCAGCAGCGACAACUUCGCCAUCGAUCAAGCUAUGAUAGCUACUCGCAGUACCGCGGACCUGUUGCACGCGGGCAUUCCGCCACCAGUCAGAACCCGAGCCAAAGCGGCAGCUACUACCAACAGCAACUCUUAAAUAUCCAGCAGCAACAAUGGGAACAGCAGCAGGAUUACCCUCCCAACGCCGUACAGCCGGGCCUCUCCAGAAGCCGGAGUCGGAGCCGCAGCGUCCACGCGAACGGCGACCAGCCCUAUCGAGUCCUUCACAGCUACAACUCGCCGGCGUACCGCAACGCUCCAAUCUGGGGUUGA